This is a messenger RNA of Eupeodes corollae, 1738 nucleotides long. It is a transcript of the gene aurA, whose product is annotated as aurora kinase C. Gene Ontology annotation, biological process: regulation of cytokinesis; protein phosphorylation; mitotic spindle organization. The record is from RefSeq and is a predicted model, not a curated record. Gene Ontology annotation, cellular component: spindle microtubule; chromosome passenger complex; spindle pole centrosome. Bases 172 to 1440 code for a protein of 422 amino acids. Gene Ontology annotation, molecular function: ATP binding; protein kinase activity. The transcript is spliced from 3 exons. NCBI's taxonomy places the organism in Eukaryota, Metazoa, Arthropoda, Insecta, Diptera, Syrphidae.
AAAAGAAAAUCCGUUCAAUUCAACAUUUUUCAAACGGCAUUUUCAAAAUUGCAAAAACUCGCCAUCCUGCGAGGUCCUUUUUAUUUUCUCCGUUUUAUUUUAAUUUUACUCUAAGUUAAACAAAAGUAAUAUAAUCAACAUAUAAAUUAAAAUCAUAAUUGCUUAGCACUAAUGUUCAGCAUGCUAAAGCGGCCAACAGGUAAAGAAAACAUCCAACAAAAAGCUGAUGCAUCCAGGAAUGUUGGCGGCAGCAGCAGCAUGCAACACGCCAAGUCUAUAGCAACUGCCGCUGUGAAAAAGCCAAUCGGUAGUAUUGUUCAAAAGACUUUCGACAAACAAAUUUCCAACAAAACACAAUCGAACGCUUUAGAAAAGAAUAAAAAAAUUAUUCCCAAUGCAACACGAAUUGUCUCUUCAACAAAACCAACGAAUAAUCCUGCUCCCCCUGUGACCACCAAUAACACAAAGACUGAAACGAAACAAACAAGUAUUGAAACAAAACCUCAGCCUAGCACUGCAUCGGCAACAGCAACAACAACAGCAUCGGCAACAACGAAGCCUGUGGAGAAAGUUGCAGCUGCAUCUCAACCACCCAAUGCUCCAACCACUGGCGAUUGCCAAGGACAAAAGACUGAUGGAAAGAAAGUGUGGGCAUUGUCCAACUUCGACAUUGGCCGAUCAUUAGGAUGCGGGAAAUUCGGUAAUGUCUACUUGGCUCGUGAAAAAGAGUCUAAAUUCGUUGUGGCUCUAAAAGUGCUGUUCAAAAAGCAAAUCUACAACAGCAACGUUGAACACCAGGUUCGUCGUGAAAUAGAAAUCCAAUCACAUCUGCGACAUCCACAUAUUCUACGACUUUACGGGUAUUUCCAUGAUGAGGCGCGUAUCUAUUUGAUCCUGGAAUACGCUCCCAAAGGAACUCUGUUUAAAGAAUUGCAAAGUCAACCCGAAAAACGAUUCGACGAGAAACAAAGUGCCACUUACAUCAAAUCCUUGGCCUCAGCCCUUCGCUAUCUACAUGAACGCGAUGUCAUUCAUCGUGACAUCAAGCCGGAGAACCUUUUGCUGGGCUACAAGGGCGAGCUGAAAAUCGCCGACUUUGGUUGGUCAGUUCAUGAACCGAACUCGAUGCGGACCACAUUGUGUGGCACUUUGGACUACCUUCCACCAGAGAUGGUGCAAGGUAAGCCACACACGAAAAAUGUUGAUCUCUGGAGUUUAGGCGUGUUGUGCUUCGAGCUUUUGGUGGGACGCGCACCAUUCCAUGCCACAGAAUACGACGAUACUUAUAAAAAAAUUAUUAAAAUCGACUACAAACUUCCCGAUCAUGUAUCGAAGGCAGCAGCUCACUUCAUAUCAAAGCUGCUGGUUCUUAACCCUGAAGCUCGUUUGCCUUUGGAACAGGUUAUGACCCAUCCUUGGAUCACAGCGAAUACAGUUUGAAAGAUUUUUAGCAUUUAUUUCUUAUUAGUUUUUGAUUUUUAUGAUUUUAUUUUUGUUUUAAGUUUAGUAAUUUUUUAACACAAUCAAACCGGGAAAAUGAAAAGCUUUGUGUUUGCUCUCAACACUUAGCACACAUGAGCUUGAGCACUUCUUUUAAGUUUUAUAUACUAUUUUACUCUUGUUUCAUAAUUCAAUUGUUUUUUAAUUUCAUCAUAUUGUAAUGGGUUGUACCGGUUUAAGUGUUUUCAUUCAUUAAAUAAAUGUUGUCUUUGUGCAAGAGCUUUUAUUAUAAAAUAUA